GCUGCGGACGCGCAUACGCGCAGAGAGCAGGCGCGCACCCACCAGCUCCAUAGCCCCCAAUCUCCCGUCUUGAUUUCACAUCCACGUUUUUCUCAGCCUCUCUUCUCUGUGAUGAUCUUGUGGCGCCCCUUGAACACCUGAUCCCCGCGACCACGGGACCUCCAGAACCAUGAUCUGGACCCUUCUCGUGUGUGGUCUCCUGACUCCUGCCCUGACCAACAACAGGACCAUGCAGGACGCGCUGCCGCUGUUCCACGGGCACGUGCUGGAGAACUCGUCGCCGGGCUCGAGGGUGAACGGCCUGGGCAUCCCAGUGAGGCGCGUGGACGCCCGCGGAGCGUGUCCGACGGUGGAUGCGCGCCUCAAAGUUCUGGGAGAAGGGAGCGAGAAGUUCCACAUGCUGGUGCACCACGGACAGGGACGCGUGCUUCUGAGGACCCGCGCACCCCUGGACCGCGAGGAGCGCGCGGUCUACCGGCUCGCUGUCACGAUCUGCUGCCCGAGCUGCACCCCGGCGGGCACCAUGGAGGUGCACGUGCUGGACGCAAACGACCACGCACCUUCGUUCCGCGACCGUCGAGUGGAGGUGCGCGUGGACGACGCGGCGGCGCUGCGCUCGGCCGUGUACAGGGCGCGCGCACGGGACGCGGACAGUGGAAGGAACGGUGAGCUCGUGUACUUCUCCGUGCCUAAAAACGGCUCUUUCUACGUGGUGCCCAAGACCGGGGACGUGUUGCUCGUGGAUUCCAUUCUGGGGCGGAGCGCCCCGCUCAUAGUGCGCGUGUUUGCCAGGGACCGCGGGCGCCCGCGACGCACCAGUGAGAGCAUGGAGGUGCGCGUGAAGCCGAGGCAAUGGACGGCGAGCGGACUGAACAAUGGAGUGGACAUAGGAGUGGACAAGGUACCGGAGAGGAGACUGGAACGGGAACAGGACAGCAGCCCGGUGAGUGAAGUGGACAGGACCCCCCCUCGCAGGUCGCGGUCCUUGCUGGACUCAAACAGCCCGGUGGUCAUCAGUGUCUCCGAGGACGCGAGCAUCGGCUCGGUGGUAAUGAACCUGAACCCGGUUCGCUUCUCCUCGGCCACCUUCGAACUGUUGAGCCCGGGUUCGGACAGCGCUCCGGUCACCGUGACCCGCGACAGCGGGGAGAUCGUCAUCGUCCGGGGCCUGGAUAGGGAGACGGAGCCCGUGGUGGACAUCGCGGUGAAGGUGCAGGACAGACGAGGUCCAGAGUGGUACCUGGUGCAAGUGGAACUGGUGGUCAUGGACGUAAAUGACAACGCCCCAGAGUGGACCAUGGCCCCAUUCCCUUACCUGGCAGUGGUGUCUCCUGAAGCCCCUGCUGGGACACUUGUUUACAAGCUCCAUGCCCGCGAUGGGGAUGAAGGCAGCAACGGGGAGGUGGAGUACUUCCUGUCUGACGGCGGUGACGGGCGGUUUGAAGUAGACCGGAAGAGCGGGCACAUCAAGACAUCUGGGUUGCCCCUGCAGAAGGACCGCGAGUACCUGCUGACUGUGAUGGCAGCCGACAGGCUGGGCAGCCGCAGUCCUACGGCCAUCGUAUCGGUGGUCGCCGGUCCUCGGGCCCCUCAGUUCACCAAUGCCUCCUACUCCAUUUCCAUCCCAGAGAAUACACCAGAGGGACAGCCCUUCCUGGUGGCCCUCGCUCUGUCCUUCCAGAAGCAGCCCAUCAGCUACAGCUUGCUUAUCAAUCCCAGCAGCCUCUUCUCCAUCCAGCAGGAGACUGGUGAAAUCAGCCUGACUCGCACCAUUGACUACGAGAGUGACCAGCACCGCUACCUGCUGCUGGUGAGAGCCAGCGAGAGUCAGGAGAGCCUCAGUAGUGCUGCUGAGGUGCGCGUGGUGAUUACUGACGAGAACGACUGCCUGCCAGAAUUUCUGCAGUCCAUUUACAGCAAAGAUGGCAUACCAGAGACGGUAACCACGGCAACCUCGCUGCUUCAAGUAUCAGCCAGUGAUUGUGACUCAGGUGUAAACGCUGAGGUGAUGUACUACACACUGAGCCCGGACUUCAGCAUCUCUCCUCAUGGCACCGUGUUUCCUGCCCGGCCGCUGGACUACGAACGACCGAACCACCUGUACGAGUUUGUGGUGAUGGCCGUGGACAAGGGCACCAUGCCCCGCACCGGUACGGCAACGGUGCGCAUCCGCGUGGCCAAUGUCAACGACGAGGCACCUGAGUUCUCCCAGCCUGUCUAUAGAACCUUCGUUUCAGAAGACGCUGGUCCCAACACACUGGUGGCCACUGUGCUGGCCAAGGACCCAGAUGGAGACGGAAUUUCCUACAAGAUCACGGCAGGCAAUGAGAAUGGAAACUUUGUCAUCGACAGCCACAAAGGCCUCAUCCGGCUCCGCUCCAGCCCACCGCCAAGGCUGCAGGGAGUUGAGUACAUCCUCAAUGUCACAGCGACAGACGACAAUGCCUCGGGUGGACCCCACCCCCUCUCUGGCUCUGCCCAGGUGUUUGUGGGCAUUGACGAUGUUAACAACAACAAGCCUGUAUUUGAGAAGUGCCAGCAGUACCGGGAGGAGGGUGCCGUUCUAGAGAACCAGCCAGUUGGCACAUUCGUCAUGCAGGUGCACGCAGUCGACGCAGAUGAGGGCUCCAAUGGGAAGGUGAAGUAUGGCUUCAUGCACAAAGACAGCAUGAUGCCGGCCUUCAGCAUCCACCCGGACACAGGUGUGAUCAUCACAGCCCGGAAGUUCGACCGCGAGAAACAGAGGGAGUAUGCAGUGACUGUCACUGCAACGGAUCAGGCGGCUGAGCCGCUCAUUGGCAUCUGCCAGCUCAACAUCCUCAUCCUGGACGAAAACGACAAUAGCCCCAAGUUUGAGAACCUCCGCUAUGAGUACUUCUUGCGGGAGGACACCAUGAUUGGCACCAGCUUCCUGCGCGUGGCGGCGCAUGACGAUGACUACAGCACCAAUGCGGUCAUCACGUACUCCAUGUCCAAAGAACAGCCAGAGUACCUGAGAGUGAACCCCGUCACGGGCUGGGUGUAUGUCAACCAGCCCAUCUCACAAAGGUCCUACAUCACGCGGGAGAUCAUUGCGACAGAUGGGGGCAACCGCAGCAGCACUGUCGAGCUGGCUGUCACCAUCACCAACGUGAAGAACCAGCCUCCGCAGUGGGAGAAAGAAAGUUACGAGGUGGUCAUCCCAGAGAACACCAUGAGGGAUACACCCAUUGUGACCAUCAAGGCAACCUCACCACUUGGCGACCCCAGGGUAACUUAUAACCUGGAGGAUGGCCUAGUACCCGAGACCAACAUGCCCGUGCGCUUUUACCUGACACCCAACCGCGAGGAUGGCUCUGCCUCCAUCCUGGUGGCUGAGCCACUGGACUACGAGGUCACACGCCACUUCAUGCUCAGGGUGCGGGCACAGAAUGUGGCUGCCGUCCCACUGGCAGCCUUCACCACCGUCUACGUCAAUGUCACAGACGUCAACGACAAUGUUCCGUUCUUCACCUCCUCCAUCUACGAGGCAGCUGUGACGGAGGGGGCGCCUGCAGGAACCCUGGUCCUCCAGGUGUCUGCUACAGACCUGGACCUUGGCCUUAACGGGAAGAUAUCCUACACCCUCCUGGAGGACCGCAGUGGGGAUCAUCACUUCUUUGGCAUUGAUCCUGAAGCAGGCUCCAUCUACACCAAGACCAUUUUUGACCGCGAGACCAAAGGCUCCUACCUGCUGGAGGUGAAAUCUACCGAUGGGUGGGAAUCUGCGCGGCCAGGGCGUCAUGGCCAGCCCAACUCUGACACAGCGUACGUGCGCGUAUUCAUCAGUGAUGUCAACGACAACAAGCCCAUCUUCACGCAAGACGUCUACGAAGUAAACAUUGAUGAGGACGCGGACAUCGGCUUCGCCGUCCUUACAGUCAGCGCUAACGAUGACGAUGAAGGAGCCAAUGCCAAGCUGAGGUACCAGAUCACGGCAGGCAACACUGGCGGGGUGUUUGACGUGGAGCCGGAAGUGGGCACCAUCUUCAUUGCCCAGCCGCUGGACUAUGAACAGGUGCGACGCUACAAGCUCCGCCUCCUGGCAUCCGACGGAAAGUGGGAGGACUACGCUGUGGUUGUGGUCAACGUGGUCAACAAGAACGACGAGGCGCCUGUCUUUUCGGUGAAUGAGUACUACGGCAGCGUGACGGAGGAGCUGGAUGGCUCUCCCAUCUUUGUGCUGCAGGUAACGGCUACUGACCCAGACAAAGACGCUGCCCAGGAGGCACUGAGGUACUCCCUCCAUGGCCAGGGGGCGGAGAGCGAAUUCAUCAUUGAUGAGGUGACUGGGAAGAUCUAUGCCCAGAAGACGCUGAACCGUGAGGAGCGGGCUGUGUGGAGGUUCGUUGUCCUGGCUACGGAUGAGGGCGGUGAGGGCCUCACCGGAUUCACCGACGUUAUCAUCAAUGUGUGGGAUAUUAACGACAACGCACCCGACUUCACUUGCAUGCCCGACAGCUGCCAUGGCCAGGUUGCUGAGAACUCUCCACCAAACACGUCGGUCAUGGAGAUGAGUGCCACCGACCUAGAUGAUAGUGCUGUGGGACAAAACGCAGUGCUCAGCUACAGGAUUGUGGGGAAUGCCCAUGGAGCGGCUGGAGCUGACCUUUUUGGCAUCAACCCCAGCACGGGCACCAUCUACGUGGUAAACGGGGACUUAGACCGGGAGCGAAUGGAGAAGUACCAUCUGGUGGUGGAGGCACGGGAUGGCGGGGGCAUGGUGGCCACGGGCACGGCCAGCAUCCGCAUCAUUGACGUCAACGACCAUGUGCCCAAGUUCAUGGAGAGCUCCUGCCAUGCCCGCGUCUCCGAGAGCAGCGAGGUAAAUUCACCCGUGCUGGAAGUGUCUGCCACAGAUGCAGAUGCAGGUGAGAAUGCCCAGCUGACCUUCAGUGUGGCAGCCGGCGAUCCAGAGCAGAAGUUCUACAUGGUGAGCCACCGGCCGGAGCGGCGUGGCACGCUGCGGCUGAAGAAGAAGCUGGACUAUGAGAAAUCCAGCGAGCAGCGUUUCAACCUUACCCUCAAGGUGGAGGACCUGGACUUCUCCAGCCUGAUCAACUGCAUCAUUGAGGUGGAGGACCACAAUGACCAUGCCCCUGUCUUUGUCCCACACUUUUAUCUGCUGCCUCCACUGCCCGAGGACAUCCCUGUGGGCAGCAGCAUUGCCAAAGUUGUGGCCAGUGACUCAGACUCAGGCCAGAACCAAGAGAUGACGUACAGCAUUCUGCCGGACUCUGAUCCGUACGGACAGUUCUCAGUCGACCAGAGUGGCCUCAUCACUGUAGCCAGUCCACUGGACAGGGAGAUGGUGGCACAGCACUAUCUGGUCAUCUUGGCAACCGAUAAGGGCAGCCCAGCACAGACCGGUAGUGCCACUGUCCAGCUCGCUCUCUUGGACAUCAACGAUAACGGUCCAGAGUUCGAAGUGCCCUAUGCGCCCAUCGUGUGGGAGAACAUACAGGGCCCCCAGCUUGUCCACUUCAACCAGACCUCCACACUGCUGCAUGCCAUAGACCGAGACUCAGCCUCAAACGGAGCCCCCUUCUCCUUUACACUGCCCCCAGAGUACUGGCAGCAAGGCGACUUUCUCCUGCAUGACAAUGGCAACAGCACAGCAACACUGACCGCUUUGCACACGUUCGACCGCGAGAGGCAGAAGGAGUUCCAUCUUCCAAUUGUCAUGACGGACAGCGGACAGCCGCACAGAAGUGUCACCAGCACACUCACCAUCACCAUUGGUGAUGAGAAUGACCACCCCCACCAGGCAGGUCACAAGGACAUCUAUAUCUAUAGUCACCAAGGAAGGAUGCCGACCACUGUGCUGGGCAAAGUCUUCGCCCCAGAUGCGGAUGACUGGGAUAACAAGACCUACACCUUUGAAGGAUAUGUUCCCAAUUUCUUCAACCUGAACAAGAAGACAGGCGCCAUCAUCAUCAAGGAGAGCGCCCCCCCAGGCAGCUACGAGUUCAGGGUGCGAGUGUCAGAUGGGGUUUGGCCUGAUGUGGUGUCGCACAUUGCCGUGCACGUGAAUGAGCUGCAGGACGAGGCCAUUUCUAACUCAGCCUCGUUGCGUCUGACAGACAUCACAGCCACAGAGUUCCUCGAGCACCAGGGUGACAGCUGGAGCCGCUAUGAGAUGUUUGAUGCCUUCUUGUCCGAGAUGCUGCCCGCCAGGCCGGAGAACAUCAUCAUCUUUGGCCUGAUGGAGCCCCGGGACCGGACGCUGGACGUGCGCUUCUCUGUGCGGGACUCACCCUUCUUGCGACCAGAGAAGCUACAUGGGUACCUCGCUGCGCACAAGCACAAGUUGCAGUCCUUCCUCCAGGUGAACGUCAGCCAGGUGUUUGUGGACGAGUGUGCUAGUACCAGUUGUGCAAGCACCAGCGGCUGUUCCAGCCACCUGAUCAUCAGCGACACACCCACUGUAGUGGAUUCUGGGAGCAUGUCUUUGGUGUCGGUGACGGUGGUGGCCAUGGCAGAAUGCACCUGUCUGGGACGUGACCACAUGCACCAGUCUUGUUCUUCUUAUCCACAGAACCCUUGUCUUAAUGGAGGAGUAUGUGUUGACACCCAGAGUGGCUACAGAUGCCAGUGCCCGUCACAGUACGAGGGUCCAGAGUGCCAGCAGAUCAAGCACAGUUUCUAUGGCAACGGCUAUGCUUGGUUUCCUCCCAUAAGGCCAUGCUUUGAGAGCCACCUCUCCCUGGAGUUUAUCACUGAGGUUGCAGAUGGCCUGCUGCUCUACAGUGGCCCCGUGGCACAGCUGCAGCCCUGGGAUCCCGAGGACUUCAUGGCCAUAGAGCUCAUUAACGGCACUCCAACCCUGAAGGUGAACCAUGGCUCCGGCACGCUGGUGCUACAGUUGCCUGGCAACGUGGAUGUGGCAGACCGACGGUGGCACCAGCUGGACAUGAGGAGCGAUGGCAAGGAGGUCCAGUUCACAUUGGACCGCUGUGCCAGUGGCACAGUCAUGGAGAUGGAGGGUGUCAGCAACUGGUUGGUGACAGAGGACUACUCCUCCUGUGAGGUCAGCGGAAUCACACCCAACCUAGACAGGCAACUGAAUGUGACCCAGGUGUUGCAGCUGGGUGGAGUUAACGAGAACCUCCCAUACAUCUACCCACAACUACAACAUAAACACUUUACCGGCUGCAUCCGCAACCUACUCGUGGAUAGUAAGCUGUAUGACCUGGGCUCCCCCGCAGACUCACAGGGCAGCUCCCCUGGCUGUGUGCUGACUGACGGCAACUGCGCGAGCAUGGGAUACCCCUCCUGUGGCCCCCGUGGGCGCUGUCUGAGCGAGUGGGGUUCUUUCAGCUGCCAAUGUGUGCCUGGGUUCAGCGGGCAGCAGUGUGAGCAAGAGGUCCCAGCCUACUCCUUUGAUGGGCGGAGUCACCUCCACUUCCAGCUCGGCUUCUUAGUGCCGACCCGGCGGACCCAGGUGCAGGUGCUGGUGAGGACCCGGAAGGCCGGUGGUGCCAUCCUCAGCCUGACCUCGGUGGAGCAGAGCGAGUACUUGCGACUCGAGAUCUCUCAGGGUCUGCUGACAACCUUCUACAACCUUGGUGACGGGGACCAUAGCCUGACCCUUCCCUCCCAUCGCCUUGAUGACGGCGAGUGGCAUGAAGUGCGGCUGGACCGCCACGACAAUGAGUUCACCUUGUAUGUGGACGGCGGUGGUGGACGACGAGAGGUGACAUCUGCUCCAGGGCGGAGUCGGGAAAUCAUCGUGGACCCUGGUGCCUUGCUUCUGGGAAAUGUCUUCCCCACAAGUCAUAACAAGAGCUUCCAAGGCUGCAUGCAGGACCUGCGGCUGAACGGCCGCUACGUGCCCCUAGACGGGCAUCCUGCUGAGGGCGUGUGGCUUUUGGGCUCCCAGGGUUUAUCCCAGGGCUGCUCCUCUGACUCCUGCAAGGGGCACCAAUGCAGCCCACCCUUUACCUGUGUGGACCUGUGGAGGAUCCACGAGUGUCGGUGCCCUAUGGGCCACAUCGCCACAGAAAACGCCACAGGGAAGUUCUGCGUGUACACACCAUGCGCCAGCCGGCCAUGCCACCGUGGCACCUGUAUUGCCCAGUCACCAUCCCAGUUUUUAUGCCGCUGCCCUGAGGGCUACAGGGGACGCCACUGUGAGGUCACACUGGCCAUCUACCGUGACGACCUGGGUCUCAGCUUCAGCUCCAUGUUUGCCAUCUGCAUCUGCUUCCUGGCUCUCCUAGUGCUCUUGCUGGGCAUCUUCCUGUGGACACGCUGGAGGUCCUACAAGGGGUUAAAAGAGGGUGUGUACCACGUAUCAGCACACCACGACGGCUGGGAGGACAUCCGUGAGAAUGUGCUCAACUACGACGAGGAGGGCGGAGGGGAGGAGGACCAGAAUGCGUAUGACAUGACGGAGCUGCAGAAGUCCCUUCAGCCGAGUCCAGCCCAGUCGGUUCAAUACAGUCGACCUCGGGCGGUUCUCCAUCAUCCCUCUGGUCAAACGGAGCCUGGCCAAGGCAGCAGUGAUGGCACCAGCACAGCCACAGUACGCCGGGACAUCCCACCGGUGUGGGCCCCAGCCCAGCCCCAAGCUCAGUCGCACACUAGAGCGCAGUCUUCCCUCACAGGCCAGCGGAGCCUCUCGUUCUCGAGCCAGGACCUGGCUCGGUACUUGUGCGAGGUCAUCCGUGAUGCUGACCAGCGACCUGAGGCGAUGCCAUUUGAUUCGCUGCGUGUCUUUUCCACCGAGGGAGGGGGCUCACCAACUGGGUCCCUCAGCUCCUUCAGCUCCGCAGGCCCUGAGGAUGACAAAGGCCAUGAAUGCCUGAAGGAGUGGGGGCCACGCUUUGAGAAGCUCAAGGCACUGUAUGAAAGAGCCGACUCCAGUGACCUCUGAGCGGGAAGUGCCCCCACGGGGAGGGAAGCCCAUCUAGUCAAUGGAAAUAACCGCAAAUGGUUGCGGACAAAUCAAAACUGAAGAGAAGCAGUGUGAGGCGAAUGGCUGAACCACAUGGUCGCCCAGCAGCUGCCCCCUUUAGAUCACAGCUCUGCUCCAUCAGGAAUCUCUAGACCUUCAGGGCCACAGCAGCACUGCUAAACAUGGUUCCACAGAAAUCUUUGGCUGCUUUGGUGCAGCAGCUUCUGAUGUUGGUAGGAAAUGUUUUCUUUUUAAUGAUAUGUGAUAUGUGUUCUUCUCAGAGCGGCACACGGUACUACAUAUUUGUAUAAUCAGUGUUCCGAAUGUGUCCGUGUUCCAGACUGGAAGUCCACGCUCUGCAGCCGUUCCACCACCUCUGUAAAGGCUCUCCACUGGGUAGCAGGUUCUGAAGUCCAGUUCAACCAUAUCUUUUUCACCUAAUAACUCUUUACUAGAAAUUCUCAAACUGUCUAAAGUUCCGAACUGUCCGGUUCUUGUCAGUGUAAAAUUACCCUUUAAAGGCUAACUCUAGUGGUGUGGCCUACUUGGUUGGGUUUGCAGAGGGUCCUGCUAUGAAGAGCCCGAAAGAAAAGAACCAGACAGCUAGUUGAAACUGGUUUGUCACCCACUCAUUUUGGAGGUGGUUCGGCACUGAACAGGCAGUUGGUCGGUGCAAAUUCACAAAAUCUGGAAAAAAAAAAAUGUUCUAAGAGACUCUGGGGAGCAGAAAGACUUCCAGAGACACUUGAACACCUGUCAGAGUGGGGUGUGGGCAGGGGGCAUCUCUCAUUUCAUUAUAUUGAAACACACAGGGCUGUAAAUCAAAUAAAAUCUUACUCAAAUUACCUGUGAGCUUUACAAGAAAACCUUCUUGCCACAAUUUGUUUUGCCCUUAAAAAGAAAGAAAGCGAAACGCCAUCCACUUCCACAUGGAGCCACAGCGCUGUGGAAAGAAGGACUCACAGCUUUGUCGUGAAAUUAGAAACUGAAAACCGAAAAAGUUGCUUUCACUGCACAUUAGCAGAGAGUAAGGCAAUGUGCACCCAGCACCUCCGUGCUUUUGUGCUUAAUGCGUGUUCAGGGACGAUUAUAGCGUGAAGUUUCAGGGAGAGGCAGGGAAGGUUUUUCAGAGAGGGAUGGAACUCAUGCAGCGUCUCGACAACAUUCUAUAUUCUUGAAUCACUCUUAUAAUGAAAGAAAUGGCAACAUUGUAUCACCCCCAUUCCAUGUGGCAUUAAAAGCCCUUGACUGUAGUUGUUAUUUAUUUGUGCGGAAUUGAAUGCUGAGCGCAUCGCAGUGCAUGGCGGUGAGUGAAAAGACAUGAUCUAAUUCUAAUGAUGGAGUGCGGGGGCCCACUGUUCCACUUGAGGCCCAUUUCUGGAAGGAAUGAGAUGCCAGGUUUCAUUUUUAUAUGAAAAGAUUCCCUCCUGGAGGAUGUGGUUAAAUUCUUCCUCCGCAACAUGAUUUUGCCAUGGCCUUAUGGCGGUUUCAAGGCCAAGGGUGAUUUCCGAUGAGGGACUGGAGGCACCCGUGAUGAUAAAAUUAAUUACAGUUCAAAUGUAAACAUUUUCUAUGUAUUGUUUUGGACUUCAUUUUUUAUUUUUUGCUUGCUUGCCAAAUGUUGCUGGUAUGAACCUUUAAUGGCAAAACCUAGUCCGCGCAAUUCGUUUUUGAUUUGUUCCAUAAAUUGCUUUACGUCAUGUGGUGGAUUUUCCGAUUGUGUGAUCAUUUUUGAGGUAUUAUGUCAUUUGUAAAGCAAAGAAGAACAGCUGUCACCCUGUAAAAUAAAACAGAAAUACCUAUUGUAAUUCAGUUUCUGCUUCGAAAACAGUGGACUUGUGUUUCUUAAUCAUCAUUGAAUAUUUAUCUUGAAUAUUUA
Molecule: messenger RNA, 10796 nt
Organism: Scleropages formosus (Asian bonytongue)
Lineage: Eukaryota; Metazoa; Chordata; Actinopteri; Osteoglossiformes; Osteoglossidae
Product: neural-cadherin-like
Exons: 33
Coding region: 170-8896 (2908 amino acids)
Biological process (GO): homophilic cell-cell adhesion
Cellular component (GO): plasma membrane
Molecular function (GO): calcium ion binding
Source: RefSeq, a predicted model, not a curated record